This is a messenger RNA of Peniophora sp. CBMAI 1063, 750 nucleotides long. The record is from the annotation of a GenBank genome assembly. Lineage: Eukaryota; Fungi; Basidiomycota; Agaricomycetes; Russulales; Peniophoraceae.
AUGAGCUCGAUGGCAUCGUCCUCCUCCCGCUCCGCCGAGAGCAGUCACCGCCGGAUGGAUUCGUCUCCAUCUCCCUCGGUAUCCUCUGUCUACGCGAGCCCGAGGCAAAUAGUGCAAUCUUCCUGGAAUGUUAUCGACCAGCCUCCGCCGCCUAGCCUCAGAGAGAUCCUAGGAGCGUAUCGCAGUCGUGGUGAUGGCGAUCGCGAGAUGCUGCUCGCUAUGCUCUCCGCAAAAAGCGCAGAAGACCAGCGCAUCGCAUCCGUCGCCAAUCUGCAUCAGUCGCUGCUCGAACAGUACAGCGCACCACAUGUCCCCUCGCCAUAUGCGUAUUCGCAACAAAUCCAUCCUUCGUAUCGUCACCAAACGCCGGAGUACGACGUACAUCUGCCGCCUGUGCGCUCGCAUGCGUCCGACCCCGCCUAUCAAACCACGUACGCGCCGCGCUCGCGUGCAAGGCCAUACAGCUCGCCCGACGCGCCAGGCGCCGCUGAGCCAGAGCGUGCCUAUGCCCCUGAACCUUCCCGCAAGCGCGCACGGCCUUCGCCGCCCGUACACUCCGCACAACCAGCGAGUCCCAUGCAAUCGCCCGCAUCGCCAAGCUCAAGUUCUGACGCGUCGCGCUCACCAGGCCGCGGGUCGAUGGCGAUUGACUCGCUUUUGCUUGGCCCGGCACCGGCACGCGCUCAAACCGGCGCUCGUGUUCCAUCGCAGCCUAUACCUGUGCCUAGUAUGCCUGUUGUAGCUGUGUGA